GUCAGCGUUUCAAGCAACACAAACAACAUUCACACACGCUUUUCCAUUUCAAUCUCAAAAAAUGUGCCAACAAGUCGCCAUCAACAACAACAACAAAAUGAAGAACAACUACAGCAUUAAGCAGGUCUUGAAGACGUUCUUCAAGAAACAGCAGAAGCAACAGCAGCAAUUGAAACAGCAACGCCAGAACUCACUGGAAUCACUUGAAUCCGUUGACAAUCUGCGCAAUGCCGAAGUCGAGGAGGUCUACUAUGCCGAAAUCGAUGAGAAUGCCGCCAAUGAGAAACUGGCCCAAUUGGCCCAAGAGCAAGAGAUGGAGACCGAAGAAGACAUCUAUGUGCCAGUACGAUUUGCACGCACCGAAGCCGGCACCUUCUUCUGGACAACCAAUCUGCAGCCAGUUGCCAGCGUCGAUGCCGAUCUGCUGCAGCCCGCCUACUGCUAUUCCAGCGAGCAGCAUCCGUUCAUGCAAUAUCAGGAUCGUUGGGCCCAGGCUUAAGACAAUAACCUAGCCACAGCCAACAAUCCUCAAUCAUCAACAAGCUUUAAACGCAUGCAACAUUGUGAUAGCAGCAGCAGACGCAGCAGCAGCAGUACUUAAUCUUAACUCAAACCCAAACCCAAACUCAUCUCAGCGGCACCAGCGCUUCCAUUAGUUCUUAAGAUAUUGUGAUAGUAAUUCAAA
Molecule: messenger RNA, 685 nt
Organism: Drosophila innubila
Lineage: Eukaryota; Metazoa; Arthropoda; Insecta; Diptera; Drosophilidae
Gene: E(spl)malpha-BFM
Product: enhancer of split malpha protein
Exons: 1
Coding region: 62-499 (145 amino acids)
Biological process (GO): Notch signaling pathway; sensory organ development
Source: RefSeq, a predicted model, not a curated record